GCGAGCAGGAGCCGGCAGCGGGAAGCGGCCUCCGUCCGGGCCGCGCGGGGCGAGGCGAGGCGGGGCGGGGCCGGGCGCGACGGGAAGGGGAGGCCGCGCGAACCCGGAGCCGCGCCGCGCCAGCCGGGCUGCAGCCGCCGCGCAUCGAGCGCCGCGAUGGGGCUGGAGACCGAGAAGGCGGACGUCCAGCUCUUCCUGGACGACGAAUCCUACAGCCGCCACAGCGGCGUCGACUACGCCGACCCCGAGAAGUUUGCGGACUCGGACCUCGACCGGGAUCCCCACCGGCUCAACUCGCAUCUCAAGGUGGGCUUCGAGGAUGUGAUCGCAGAGCCGGUGUCUACGCACUCCUUUGACAAAGUGUGGAUCUGCAGUCAUGCCCUCUUUGAAAUCAGCAAAUACGUGAUCUACAAGUUCCUGACGGUGUUCCUUGCUAUCCCCCUGGCCUUCGUUGCGGGAAUUCUCUUUGCCACCCUCAGCUGUCUGCACAUCUGGAUUAUAAUGCCUUUUGUAAAGACCUGCCUAAUGGUCCUGCCUUCAGUGCAGACAAUAUGGAAGAGUGUGACAGAUGUUGUCAUUGCCCCAUUGUGUACAAGCGUGGGACGCAUCUUCUCUUCUGUCAGCUUACAACUGAGCCACGACUGAACACUUGGACCCCAGGUCUGGAGAUUUAGAUACUGUAAUACUUCUUUGUUGUUAUAACAUAAAAGCACUACUGUUCUGUUCAUUCCCCAACUGUUCUAAUUAAGAAAACUAUUAAGAUUGGCAAUCACACUUAGAAAUGUUUACUGGCAGAUCUUUUCAAAUAAUGCUUUUCUAAUUAAUAGCCAAGUAUUUCAUAUCUAACUUUAUAACCGGAAUUGUACAGUAGGUUGGCAACACUUAAUUUUAAAGGCAACACUUUAUUUUGCUUUAGUACAAAAGUAUGCCUAUUAUAAUGAUGAAUUUAUAAGGAUCAAGGGACAUUUCUCUCAAAUGCUACAACAGUUUUGUGCACAACUGCUCAUAAAAAUAUGGGAUUUCUUAUUUUUUUUUCCUCUGUAAGUAAUACUUUUAAAAUUACCUUUACAGAUAAAGUCAUGGGAAUACUUAGAGAUAAGAUAUACAGAUAUCCUAGAAAUUGCAGUAACAAAAGCAUACAGUGGUGAUAGGGGCUAUCAAGUAUAAAAAACAAAUGUGAAAAUAGAUUCAUGAAAAUGUAUUCCUUUAAAUAAGGUAUUGUUAACCUACAAGCCUAUUUAAUGAGGUGUUUCAUUUUACUGUAUAUUUUGUACUUAAUGUAAAUGUUGCUCUAAUCAGAUUGCUUUCAAGCACUUUUAUUAUAUUUGUUAUCUUGUCAAACUAAUAUAUAGAAUGAGAAAAUAUAUCUCCUGUGAAGAACUUCAUUGGUGAGAUUGCACUGUCUUGAUUAUGUAAGCAUAUAUAUCUAUUUUGGGAAUAGAAUGUAAAAGAAUGAUAUACAAGGCUUUUCUUUCUACCUUUUUCAAGCAAAAUCCUGAAAUGUUUUAUGGCUGAUGUUUAUCUGGCUGUGAUCUUAAAAUAAGCCAAAUUUAAUUGUAGUUCUUUCUCUCUUGUAGUUAGAAAUGAAACCUAUAUUCUGCAAUCCUAUUAGUGUUUCACUUUACCUUCAAGUAAUACGGGUGCUAUUUAAUAACAUUUUAUAAUAAAGGCUAUUUCUGACACUUAAAUAUGAUUUCAACUACAGUGAUUCAUGGAGAGAAACUUACAGGAGAGUUGUCAACUUGUUGAGUCCCUGCUACUGAGUUGUCUAAUACAGGUUUUGUUACACAGUGUAAAAUUAUUCUUAUCAUUUUUGACCUGUAGAGUCCUAUUUCAAUGUUAUGAGUCACUGUUUUUUAAAAAAAUCUCUAUUCCAAAAUGAUAGGCAUGUACAAAAGAUAUCUGUGAUAUAAGUGGUUACUUUAAUUUACACAUCUUAAAAGUGUGUAAAUGCGGGCUGGCCCCGUGGCUUAACGGUUAAGUACGUGAGCUCUGCUAUG
Molecule: messenger RNA, 2000 nt
Organism: Diceros bicornis minor
Lineage: Eukaryota; Metazoa; Chordata; Mammalia; Perissodactyla; Rhinocerotidae
Gene: CAV2
Product: caveolin 2
Exons: 3
Coding region: 157-645 (162 amino acids)
Biological process (GO): positive regulation of MAPK cascade; caveola assembly; insulin receptor signaling pathway
Cellular component (GO): Golgi apparatus; cytoplasmic vesicle; caveola
Molecular function (GO): molecular adaptor activity; protein kinase binding
Source: RefSeq, a predicted model, not a curated record